Molecule: messenger RNA, 2160 nt
Organism: Colletotrichum graminicola M1.001
Lineage: Eukaryota; Fungi; Ascomycota; Sordariomycetes; Glomerellales; Glomerellaceae
Product: heterokaryon incompatibility protein
Exons: 3
Coding region: 1-2160 (719 amino acids)
Source: RefSeq, a predicted model, not a curated record
AUGUCGACCUUUCAGUAUGCCGAGGAGCUCAAAGGCUCUGAAAUCCGUCUUCUUCAACUUCAUCCCGGCGACUGGCUGGAAGGUCUGGAGGCAACAAUGUACGUGGCUGACAGAUCCAGGCGAUACACUGCCCUAUCCUACGCCUGGGGCAGCACCAGGACUUCUAAUCAGAUCAUCGUCAGUGGCAAGGUCCACUACAUUACUUUCAAUCUUGAUCGGGCCUUGCGCGCGAUUCGGCGACGGGGAGAACCCGUUGUUCUCUGGGUCGACUCGAUCUGUAUCAAUCAGCAUAACGCCGUGGAGAAGAGCUGUCAGGUUGGAUCGAUGCACGAUAUCUUCGGCCGGGCUACGGACGUCAUCGCCUACCUGGGCGACGGCUUGGACCGCAGCCUGAGAAACUACCCACAUCGUUUUGAAAAGCUUGGCCAGAAUUCUCCGGUUCAUUUUUCUGAAACCGGCAUAGACGAAGCCUUGGCUCAUCAAUACCUCGCCGAUAUUUGGAAGAAACUCCCACCCGGAUCGAUGUCAGAGAACGACGAGAUUGUCUCUCUUUUUAGCUUCUUUACAACGUUCAGACUUGCGAGCAUGAACGUCAACUUCUUCGAUGAUUAUUUCACUUCGCUCACAAGAAACCAUUCGACCGAGGAUCAGAGGAUUCAGCUGAUAAUAGCCGAGAGGAUCCGCCUCUUCGCUAACAGUGACUGGUGGAACCGCAUGUGGGUUAUACAGGAAGCAUGCGUCGCCAAAAAUCUUACAAUUGCGUACGGACGUGCCACACUGCCAUUUACUUUCAUUGUCGAGGCAACCGAGAACUUCCUGCUGCUACCCAGGUUGCGGUCCAAGGAGUUGAAAAAAGUCAUAUCCUACCUGGCGGAAAAAGUGUACGCCAUCGACACGACGCGGUUCCCAGGCACCUUCAGGAACGCAGCACAUAUCACAACGACUAGUCCACUGCUGUGGCUACUGAGAAAAUUCCGCAGUAGGAAGUCAUCCGAACCCAAAGACAAGGUCUUUGCUCUUCUUCAGCUUGCGCAAGACUUGAAGAAAGAGCGAGUUUUUCAACAUAGUGACGUCGGCAUCAAGGCCAACUACGAUACCUACACUAGCAGCAGCCUGUUCACAGCAGUGACCCAUGAAAUCAUUCUCCAGACCGGUCUCAUUUGGAUGGCAACGUUCGACCUACUUGCUAAAUCUUGCAGGGGUACUCCCUCAUGGGUGCCUGACUGGUCUUCAGACAACGUGGCACCAGGUUUUGAUCAGCGUCGCUUUCGUCUGCAUGGAGAAAUACCACUGCACUUCAACGCCAGUCGUGCCAUGUUCAAAGAGUGUUCCGUCGAUCAAGCCGCAUCUAGUGGUACAACGCUCGUGCCCGGACAGUAUAUCAAGCGCUUGGUAGCAACAAAAUACAGCCCACAUUGGAAGCCUGUUCACCUACUCCCAACCCUAGCGAGGUACAUCAAAAAUCCCCAAGAUCCAGAGGACCAGCACCCUCAGGCAUUGGUUCUGAAUGGCGUCAAAUGUGGCCUGGUCGAGACUGUCAGCGAAGUCAUUCUAACCGAUCUCUCAAAUCUUGCCUCGGCCAUUAGCCAGAACAGCACCGGCGAGUCACAUUUUGGCUCCUGGGGAAGUUUGAGCUUGGCCUCCUCAGGGGAGGAGGCUACUGCGACUUUAGGGGGGGCGGCCGCCUGGGUUCCUGAAUCGCAAUCUCUGAUGGAUGAGAUCGAAACGGUCCCGAAAGACCUCGAUUCACAGAAGCCCCUCGAAAUGCACGAAAUCCAGUGGAUCGAAGAUACUGUGCGUACCAUGACGGCAGGUCAUCGUUUGUUUAUUACCGAACUAGGUCAAGUCGGUAUUGGGCCGGAAAGCAUGUGUGCGGGGGACGAAGUUUACAUACUCGAAGGUGGUCUCAUGCCGUACAUCCUCCGGGGCUACACCGGCAGUCUAGAGUUUCUUCCCUCUCAAACCGGGAGAUUCGAUAACUUGGGCAACUUGAGACGGACGACGAUGGUAGGGAGUUGUUACGCUGAUGGUACAAUGCGUUGGGGACAUGAGGCAGAUCAGGGGGAAGAUGACCCGCAGGACAUUGAGCAUUUGGACUCGAAAUUGAGGAGAAGAUUGUACAAUGACAAGAUAUCAGAGGAGGGCCUGGCUAUCAUUUAA